UCUGUGUAUGCAAAAGAGGAGAUGCAGUUGAUGACUUUCUAGAACAUCUGUGUAAGUGUUAGAAGCAGAGAUGAAAUUAGAUAUGCAGAAGUAUUUAAACAGUCUUGCCUUGGUGAAUAUUCUCUACCGCAGAUAGGUUGAUUUCAUCCUAAAACACACAGUUAUGUAGAUAUCAGAGAAGUAAAUUCAUUUCAGGUCUGGACUGUUAAAAGUUUCCUUUCAUUGUGCUCUUAAUACCUGCAUUGUAGGGAAGUUUCAUUAAUGCUUAGAAUUCUGUAGCUUAUAUUAGAAAACCUUGUUCUUUCUACUUUCUGAAGUAGUAAGUAUUAAGGGGUUAGCAGCUCAUGUGAGAUUUCCCAGCUUGAAGAUUACAUAUGCUUGAAAUUCUGUUUUGAGGAUGUUAACCAGGUAUGCAGAGGACUUUUGCUGGUUCUUCACUCAGACAUGAAUUCCACGGACAAAAGAACGUUUGUUGCUUUGUUCCUGAUGUGCCUGCUGUCCAGGGUGAAGUUCCUCCAGAUAGUUCCAGAUCAAAGUUUAUUUGAUUCAAGAGGUUCUUUACCAGCCUGGACUAUGAAGAACAGGGUCAGCUGCUCUUUGAAGGAUGCUGGAUCAGGUUUCCUCAUCUUGGUUCUUCUUACAAAAUCAGCACAGGAAAAAAAUUGGGGAUGUUUGUCUUCUGAAACAGUUUAUGAGUUGCUCAUACUUGAGGUUGUCUGCAUGUUGUGGGCUGGACUCAUCACUGAGACAUACUGAACAGAAAACAAAGAUAUGUUUAAAAAAGAUAAACCUGGAAAUCAUAAUGAGACCCCUUACAAAUAUCUAUGUCUUUGCUAGUGCCUUUAUAUUCAUGCUCUGGAAUAAUAUCCAGCCAACUGUGGAAAAUGAAUUUAUUGCAAAUUAUUCAAGCAGUUUGCUAACUAAUGUUCCAAAAAACAUCCCAGUCCAUACUCAUAUAUUAGAUUUAUCACAUAAUAGGAUCUCUGGACUUAGUAUCUCAGAGUUUAUUUCUCUUUCUGAUCUUCAAGUAUUAAAUCUUUCUCGUAAUCUAAUUACGGAGCUUGACCUUAGUGUCUUCAUUUAUAAUGAAGAUUUAGAAUACUUAGAUUUAUCUCAUAAUAACAUUUUGAAAGUUUACUGUCAAACUCUCGCAAAUCUUAGACAUUUAGAUAUGUCUUUCAAUAAGUAUACUGCCCUGCCCAUCUGCCAAGAAUUCAGGAACAUGUUUCAUUUGGAGUACCUAGGAUUAAGUGCCACGGUGAUACGAAGGUCAGACUUCAGGUAUUUCACACAUCUACAGCUGCACACUGUCUUCCUAACCUUAGAAGACUUUUCUCUAUAUGAGCCUCAGAGUCUGACAGCCUUGAACACAAGGACCCUUCACAUUGUUUUUGCAGCAAACCGGAACUUCAGUUUUCCCCUCUUGUAUGAUGGAAUGAGCACUUCAGAAAACUUAAAAAUAGUUAACUUAAGAUACACCUCGAGCUACAAAGAUUUCCCUUCUCCUCAUUUAACACUUCUGAAGAAAAUCAAGACAACAGUUCUUAUGCUAGACACUGUGGACUUACAAUGGCCCAUCAUUUUGCAAAUUUUCCUGCUUAUUUGGUAUUCACCUGUGGAGCAUUUGACUGUGACAAAUUUGACUUUUCGGGGACCACUGGAGGGGCUGGCUGAAUACGAUUUUCUGCCUUUAUUAAACUCUCUGAAACAAUUAAUCUCUUUGGAUGGCUCCAUGAAAGCACUAACUUUGGAGCAUGUUCAUAAUAAGGUUUAUUAUUUCAACCAGGAAAUUCUAUACAGACAGUUUUCGGAGAUGAAAAUUGCUAAUUUGACAAUAUAUGAUGCAUAUAUGCCACACAUGCUCUGCCCCAAUAGAACAAGCUCAUUUCAGUAUGUAAAUUUUUCUCAUAAUGCCCUGACGGAUGAAUUGUUCCAGAAUUGUGGCACUCUGACAGAUCUGAAAUACCUUAUUUUGCAGAGGAAUAAAUUUGAGAGCCUUGCCAAGGUAAGCUUCAUGACCAGCCAUAUGAAAUCACUGAAAUAUCUGGACAUGAGCAGCAACUUGCUGCAUCACGAUGGAGCUGAUGUGCGAUGCCAAUGGGCUGAGUCUCUGUCAGAGCUGGACCUGUCCUCAAAUCAGUUGACAGAUGUCGUGUUUGAGUGCUUGCCCGUCAACAUCAAAACCCUCAACCUCCAAAACAAUCAGAUCGCCAGCGUCCCCAGGGGGGUGACCGAGCUGAAAUCCUUGGCAGAGCUGAACCUGGCAUCGAACAGGCUGGCUGACCUGCCGGGGUGCAGCGGCUUUAGUUCUCUGGAGUUCCUGAACACAGAGAUGAAUUUGAUCCUCACCCCAUCUGCCGACUUCUUCCAGAGCUGCCCCAGGGUGCGGGAGCUACAAGCCGGGCACAACCCGUUCAAGUGUUCCUGUGAACUGCAGGACUUUUUGCGUCUGGAGAGGCGGUCUGGGGGGAAGCUGGCUGGCUGGCCGGCGGCGUACCUGUGCGAGUACCCGUCAGCCUUGCGGGGAACACAGCUGAAGGAUUUCCACCUGAGCGAACUGGCUUGUAACACGGCGCUCCUGCUGGUGACGGCUCUGCUGCUGACGCUGGUGCUGGUGGCUGUCGUGGCCUUUCUGUGCAUCUACCUGGACGUGCCGUGGUACGUGCGGAUGACGUGGCAGUGGACGCAGACGAAGCGCAGAGCUUGGCACAGCCGCCCCGAAGGGCAGGAGACCGUUCUGCAGUUCCACGCGUUCGUUUCCUACAGCGAGCGCGAUGCGUUGUGGGUGAAGAACGAGCUGAUCCCGAACCUGGAGAAGGGGGAGGACUGUGUACAACUGUGCCAGCACGAGAGAAACUUUAUCCCUGGCAAGAGCAUUGUGGAGAACAUCAUCACCUGCAUUGAGAAGAGCUACAAGUCGAUCUUUGUGUUGUCUCCCAACUUUGUGCAGAGCGAGUGGUGUCACUAUGAGCUGUACUUUGCCCACCACAAAUUAUUCAGUGAGAAUUCCAACAGCUUAAUCCUCAUUUUGCUGGAGCCGAUCCCUCCGUACAUUAUCCCCGCCAGGUAUCACAAGCUGAAGGCUCUCAUGGCAAAGCGAACGUAUCUGGAGUGGCCAAAGGAGAGGAGCAAGCGUGCCCUUUUCUGGGCAAACCUGAGGGCAGCUAUUAGCAUUAACCUGCCAACAUACUUUGAAGCAAAUGAGGAGGAGAGUGAUGUUACUUCUACUAGUAGUAUUAGUCAGUAUGUGAAUAACUGACUUGACUGUCUUACAUUAAAUUGUGUUAAUAAUUUUUAAUUUUUUUUACAGUGUUCCCAGCUUGUAGCAAAAUGUAGUUGUGAAACAUAUGGAAAUCGCUAUUGCUUAUUCUAGUUGUGAAAGUACUCAGAAAUCUUCUGUAGUUGCCUAUCAUCAACAAAGAGAAGGAGAUAGAAAUUUUCAUAGCAAUUGCACUUAUUUUUGUAGACUUGGGUUACAUUUGUUUUGUUUUGGACUUUUCCUAUUGAAAUCCAAAAAUAGUGGUUGGUUCAGUGUCAUCAGGACUGUCAAGGCAUGCAUUUGAUCUGUGUUCUGACAUGGGUGUUGUUGGGUUAGUGUGGUAGGGAUCUGCUUCCUUGGGUUUAACUGAUAAUAUAAAGAAGAAAACUCUUGUUUAAGUCCCUUCCUGUACCUUAGCACAGUAGAUGUCAAGGGUACACUAUCCCUACACCUUCAGCCUAUUUCUCCAUCCUGGAAACCUUUCCCUUCAUCACAGAGACUUUCCUGGGUAAGAGCUGAAAGUUGGAGCCAUUAAACCCUGGUUAAUAUUCUUCCUUUGCUUUACUGAACAUGCCCACUUGCCUAGAUUUACCUACCAAGUCAUGAUUGCAUAGCAUUUGCUGUUCCUUUACUUCAAAAUGAUAGUUAAUAUCUGAACUUAUGAAACUUCUAUAGAAUUAUAGUAUUACUGCUUUCUGCUAUGAUCAUGGAAAGCUUGUUUUCCCUGUUUUGUAAAACAGAGAAGCUCGAUGUUUGGAGGUGAAUCGCUUUUUAUCUCCAGACUUUCACUGAACUCUGUUACCUUGCCCUUUUAAUCAGCAGGUGCUGAGGGUCAUCAUGCAGGUAAAAAUCUGCUAAAAUGAAACUGAUUAAACUAAUUGCAUUUGUUGGUAGGAGACAUCUAAUCAUUUGCUGUGCUUGGAUUUAAUUUGACAAUCUAAUAAACUUCUCAUUUUUCAAUCUGUAACUAAA
This is a messenger RNA of Columba livia (rock pigeon), 4231 nucleotides long. Its product is annotated as toll-like receptor 1. The record is from RefSeq and is a predicted model, not a curated record. Gene Ontology annotation, molecular function: Toll-like receptor 2 binding; transmembrane signaling receptor activity; lipopeptide binding. The transcript is spliced from 4 exons. NCBI's taxonomy places the organism in Eukaryota, Metazoa, Chordata, Aves, Columbiformes, Columbidae. The coding region runs from base 605 to 3259 and encodes 884 amino acids. Gene Ontology annotation, cellular component: plasma membrane. Gene Ontology annotation, biological process: toll-like receptor signaling pathway; inflammatory response; cellular response to bacterial lipopeptide.